AUGUUGCCGCCAGAUGGGUACGCCACCGUGCUGGCUCGGUACCCCUGCCCAAUUGAGCGCUGGGUGGGUAUCCCGCGGGACAUCUCAAUGCCCGUUCGCCCAAUGCUGCUGCCUGGUGGGUACGCCGCCGUGCCGGCUGGGUACCCCUGCCCAUCCAGCGCCAGGUGUGUUGGGCGCGGGCUUCUGCAGCCACUGGCCGCGGCGGGCGUUUACCUGCCGCCAUUCUGCACCCGCUGGAGCGGUAUCGUCAACAUCCUGGCGGAGAUGAGGGAGCUCAGCAUCCCCAGAGACUCCAUGACGUACGGCGCGUCCAUCUUCGCGCAGGCGAGAGGCCACCAGUGGGAGUCCGCGUUGUGCACUUUCGAGGAGAUGAAGCAGCUGUCCUUCGACCGGGCUGGGGUCAGGCCGGAAUGUUCGACGUACCACCAGGUCUUCGCCGCGUGCAACGUCGAGGGGAAUUGGGCCCGAGCAUUGACUCUCUGGUUUGAAAUGCAGGAUGCGCAAAUUGCGCCGACCUUCGAGACCUACACGGCGCUUCUGCGGGUGGCCGAGACUUGCCAGCGGUGGGAGUGGUCCCGGCAGCUGCUGGACACCCUGAACCUCCAGGGCGCCCCGAGAAACACGGAGAUGUACAACGCUGCCAUCAACGCGUGCCGCCGCGGCAAGAGGUGGGACCUCGCCCUGCAGCUGCUGAGGGAGAUGCAGGACUCCGAUGUGCCGCGGGACGUGUCGACGUACUCUUACCUCACCGACCUGUUCGAGAAGGUGGGGCGGCUCGACGACGCCAAGGCCCUCAUGUCGCUGGAGAACUACGGGGCGCAGGGAGCACAGUGA
Molecule: messenger RNA, 834 nt
Organism: Prorocentrum cordatum
Lineage: Eukaryota; Dinophyceae; Prorocentrales; Prorocentraceae
Source: the annotation of a GenBank genome assembly